AAUACUAGCUUAGCUUUAUAGGGUAACAAUCAAUCAUUAUCCUUUGUCUGAGGCAAAGAUGGAGACAAUACGCCUCUGGUUUCGCCACCUUCUCUCCUUCUAUCUCUCCGUCACCGCUUUCCUCCUCCGCCGUCUUCUCCCCACACUCCACCGCUUCCCCAUUUUCGUCCCCGCCGUCGACUCUCUCCUCUCCCACUAUUUCCGCUCCUGCAAUCUCUCCCCCUGCGCCCUCGAUUUGGACGACCAGACCACCAUGCACUUCUGGGCCCCCACCCACCGCCAUUUCCGCAAGCCCAAUCUCGUCAUCAUCCACGGCUACGGCGGCAAUGCCAAGUGGCAAUUCGCGCUCCAGCUCGGUUCGCUCGCCCGAUCCUUCAACCUCUACGUCCCCGACCUCCUCUUCUUCGGCGAUUCCCGCACGCGCCGCCCCGAUCGCACGGAUGCGUUUCAGGCGAAAUGCGUGAUGGAGGGCUUGGUGGGGAUGGGCGUGACGAGGACCGCGGUUUACGGGAUCAGUUACGGCGGGUUCGUGGGGUAUCGGAUGGCCGAGAUGUAUCCCGAUGUGGUGGAUAGAGUGGUGAUUGUGAGUAGCGGGAUCGCGUCCAGUGCUGAGCAAAGGGUCGAACACAUGGAGCGCCUGAAGAAGAUGGGAUGCAACGCCGCGGAUUUGCUGUUGCCGGCCAAGCCGGAGGAUCUCAGGCGGUUGGUCAAUCUUUCUUCCCACAAACAUGACCCUUUCAAGUGGGUCCCAGACGCUUUCCUCCAAGAAUUCAUCACUGUGAUGUAUAGCCAUAACAGGAAAGAGAAGCAAGAGCUACUGGAGUACUUGUUGGGCAAUAAAGAACAUGAUGCCAUUGGUUCCGGUUUGACUCAGGAAGCACUGCUCCUUUGGGGCGACAAGGACAGAGUUUUCCCUCUCACAUUCGGACAGCAAUUGCAGCGAUAUUUGGGCCCGAAAGCUAGAUUGGAAGUAUUAAAGGAUGCAGGGCAUGCGGCAAACAUUGACUGCCCUCAAUCCCUCAACACUUUCAUUAAGGCAUUUGUUCUGCAUUCUGAAGGAUCAGAAUAAACAAGUCUGUUUCUACAGCAAGCUGUGGACUGUGGUGGGUGGUAUAUGAAUAUGACAGAGUGUAGUGUAGUGUAAUCAACUACUGUCAUGUUUAUAUAUAUACCCUCCUAAGCCUAAGAAGAUGUUUUUUGAGCUUUUGUAUGUAUUAACUCAGAUUCCACCAAAUAUGGGCUUUAGAAUGAAUGAAUUGCUUGCUCCCAUAGCUUAACUUGUAAGGGCUUAUAAUUAAAAGUUGGGAGUACAUGUAAUAUUUUGCUAUCAUAUCAAUUGGUAUUCUUAUAUAUUUUUAUC
Ipomoea triloba (trilobed morning glory) is the source of this 1360-nucleotide messenger RNA. RefSeq names its product 2-hydroxy-6-oxononadienedioate/2-hydroxy-6-oxononatrienedioate hydrolase. The record is from RefSeq and is a predicted model, not a curated record. Bases 59 to 1069 code for a protein of 336 amino acids. Lineage: Eukaryota; Viridiplantae; Streptophyta; Magnoliopsida; Solanales; Convolvulaceae. The transcript is spliced from 4 exons.